This is a messenger RNA of Linum trigynum, 5459 nucleotides long. The record is from the annotation of a GenBank genome assembly. Lineage: Eukaryota; Viridiplantae; Streptophyta; Magnoliopsida; Malpighiales; Linaceae.
CACUCAACACCAAGCUGCUAUCCUAGGUAAAUUAACAGUCCAUAAAAGCUUAUAUAGAUUAAUAGAUACUAGAAGUUGGUUGGAGUUAAACUCUCUAUUUUCUAUUUAAAAGACUUGGGACUUCUUUUAGUUGCAACAUCCAAAAUUUUAUGAGCUCUUUUAGAUCAAUUGUUAAUUCUACUAGUUAACGGAAAAACUUUAAGUACAUAAAUGACAUAGACUCUCCAUUGUUUGAGAUAUAAGUGACAACUUCAUUAAAUUUUGAUAUUGAAUUAUUGAUAGUGGUAAUAUCUUUUUUUUUAAAUCAUCACAUGUUUGAUAAUUUUAGGAUGAGACAAACAAAUUGAACGGUGUCAAUUCCUCUCGCCAACCUCUAAUACAACUGCUUUACUCUCACAAAAGUUAGGGGUGUGCAACGGUUCGGUUCGGUCCGGACCGGACCAAACUCAUGAGAACAGCGGUCCAUUAGUGAAAGACAUGUUAGGACCAAGGACCGGACCAUUCUUGCAUUCGGUCCAUUUGGUCCGGUCCAAAUAUGAGCUCGGUCCACCAUUUCUUCAGUAAUUAUAAAAUUCAUUAGGACCAAGGACCGGACCGUAUUUUACUCGGUCUGGUCCGGUCCGGUCUUAACAACGGUUUGGUCCGGUGUGGUCCGGUACGGACCGGACCAUUGCACACCCCUAACAAAAGUUACCACGAGACUUAAUUGUCGAGAUUCUUGCUGCUAAGCAAGAUGAUGUGGAUUGAGCACUUCUACUAUGCUAUAUAGCAUUGGUGCUUUAAUGUACAACUCAAAGUUGUACCAUAACAUUAAAUGUAUAAGUUUAGGUUGUACCAUAAAGCAAUUUAUACUAUUAUGUUAUGGUACAACUUUACAACUUGAAGUUGUACAAUCACAUAAAGGUACAAGUUCAAGUUGUACCAUAAAAGAAUUUGUACAAAAUGUAUAGGUACAAUCUAAAGUUGUACCAUAACGUAAAUGUACAAUUUUAAGUUGUACCAUAAAGACAAAAACCUAUAGCACCAAUACUAUAUAGCAUUGUAAAAUUUCUCGACGUGGAUUAUGUCGGAAUAAUUACCACAUCCCCAAAAGGAAGUUUGAUAUUAUAUAUCACAAUGAUUAGUAUUGAAGUGAUACUUAAGCUAGCUACCUACCUAUGUGAAAGUAACCGUCUUUAUAUUAGGCUCCAUAUUAUGUUUAUAUAACUAAACAGAUAAAAGUGGAUUUGAUCCAAAUUAUGUUUACUUAACCUCAGUAUCAUUGUUCACAAACUACUGCUACUUUUCUCUUUUCAUCAUUGAUGAAUAAAUAAAUAAAAAAUCAUGUGCACUUAAGAGCAUCCACAUUGGUAUUGCAUUCUCAAUUGCAAAAUGACAUGACACAGGUGUUUGCAAUUGCAAAACCAAUUGCAUUGAUGUGACUACCAAUUGCAUAUUUGCAAGCUUGCAACAAAGACAAUUCCAUAUGCAAGUAAAAAAACCCCUAUUAUUUUCUUUUCUCUUUUACUUAUUUUUCUAUAAUUUAAACAUGAUAUUUAAAUUACAUUUGCAAUUGCAAGUUAAUUGCAUUAUGUAGGUUAAUGAAAUGAAUGUGAUGUUGAUUGCAAAAAAAUUGAGUUGACAAUAAAAACACAAAUGCAAUUUAUUUUGCAAUUGCAUUGAUGGAGAUGCUCUAACUUAAGCCACUGAAUUGUAUUAGCCUAACCAUUCUCCUAGACGUCAUUUGCUAGAGUCAUUUGAUACCAAUGACCCGCCCCAACCUACUUCCCCCUCAAAUUCGUAGCCCGAAUCGCUGGGAACGGAUCAGGUCAAUAACCUUAUGGUGAGUAACAAUGAGUAACCAGCCCAUAUCAGAAUGACAUCAGCAUCCCUCUCUCUACUGGAAAGCCUCUAAUUUUCCCCUUCAUAAUCUUUGAUGGACAAUUUCUCACUCGUUUUAAGUCAAAAUUUAAUUUUUUUUGCACAGUUAAAUUAGAUUAAUUGUGCUAUUCAAAAUGAUAUCCACUUUGAUAUAUUUUUUGAACAAAAAAAAUUGAGCCAUUUUUUACCGGUCUAUACCAUAUGGUAUUGACUAGUAUGGAAAUAAGAGCAUACCUAUGCUUUGAAAAGCGUACCAUGGUGGUAUAAACAAACCAAGACUGUAGGAUGGUUGAAUACAUGAUACUAGAAGUAUAUUAACUGUCAUUUACGACUUUUAUCAUUGUGUACCACAAGAUACCACCCCCGUACCAGGGUGGUAUUGUAUGGUAUUUUUUGGUCCUGUAAUUUGUUUACUCAAAAAUUUGUAGAUCCAAUAGAUCAUGAUGAACUCGUUCAUUCUGUGCAAACGUUUUCAAAAACGAAUUAAAAGCGAAGAAAAUACCAUAUGGUAUGUAGUUGGUACCGAGAGGCCAGAAUUAUUUUUUAACAAAAAAUAUUGAAAAUUGAUCUCAUUUUGUAGAGUACGAUGAACUCGUUCCAUCUGUGGAAAAAAAAAAAAUAAUCCGAGUUAAAAUGAAAAAGAUAUGAGCUUAUUAAGAAAGCUAGUAAAAAUAAAAAAUGAUCUUUAAUUUUCUAUCUUUAGAUCUGUAUUUUCUAAAUAAAAGAUCCAAAUUUGAUUAUUAAUGGGUGCAUAACUCAUGCACCCUAUCUUGAGCUUGAGCUUGAACCGCUUCAAAUCUCCACCCGCUACGAGCGAUACAGCAAUAGCUUCGUACUCGCACCUUUGUUCGUCUUCUCCAAAGUCCAAAAUCCCCCCUCCCCAAAAAUUCCUCCCUUUAUCGCCAUUCCCUCUUUCUGUAAAUUAUUAUCAGCACUCACAGUGAACCCAUUCCAAUCGAUAUCUGCGUAAGUACCUCUAUGUUUCUUCUCUCUCAUUUUCCUUUUCUCGCUUCCUCUAUUUCGUUUGUUCAUCUUCCGUAAUCCCAUAGAAAUUUUUUUCCGAUCAUCCAUUGUUUCCGGAUCGAAUUAAAAUAUAUACGAAAAUGGGUUGCACUGUGAGAGAUAAACACGUUCGAGGCAACCGUCGAGCUCGAUCGUCGUCUUCGACGACGACGAAGCCCGACGCAUCUUCGCUCUACAAGUCCUUACUCGAAUCGGGUCUGAAACCCUUGACGGCUUAUCAUCUGGGUCUUCAAGAUCCGACCCAGAGUACCGACGAUGACGAGAGCAACGACAAUGGGUGGGGAUACUGCACGGAGGACCAAUUGGAGGAGAUUCUGUUGAAGCACCUGGAGUUUCUUUACAAGGAGGCCAUUUCCCAGCUCUCUACAAUGGGUUACAAUGAGGAGACUGCUCUGAAAGCGGUUCUGCGAAAUGGGCACUGCUAUGGUGGGAUGGAUGUAGUGACCAAUAUAUUGCAUAACUCGCUGGCUUAUUUGAAUAGCGACUCUGGUGGUAGUGGUGGUGGUGGGGGGAGUGGGAGUAGGAAUGGGAGUUCGGAAGAUUCCGAGCCUGUUUUCAAUGAUUUGAGGCAAUUGGAAGAGUAUUCCCUUGCUGGUAUGAUUUGUUUGCUGCAGCAAGUUAGGCCGCAUUUGAGUAAAGGCGAUGCUAUGUGGUGUUUGUUGAUGAGUGAGCUUCAUGUGGGUAGAGCCAAUACUAUUGAAGUUCCCGUGCCUAAUUUGUCAGAAAAUGGCAAUGGUGGUGCUGGGCAGUGUAGUUUGGAGAGUGGUGUGGUGGCACCAGCACUCUGUAGGUUUCAUGGUGGGUGGGGGUUUCCUAAUGGUGGAGGAGGAGGGGAAGGGCCGGAAUUUGGUUUUUUCUCAUAUAGUGGUGAAAUGACAUUGCAGAGAGAUAUAGAAUGUCCAAAAAGAUUCAAUCUUUCACCUUCAAUGAAGUCUUUGCUGAAGAGGAAUGUCACAAUGUUUGCUGCAGGUUUUAGGGCCAGUUCGAAACAGACAGACGAACAGCCUCAAAUGCAACCUCAAUCCCAGGCUUCUGUGAGUGGUUUACCAGCUGUACACAUCGUCCCAGUUGGCAAGGGAGGUGAUGUUGCAGUUUUUAAGGGUGAGGAGGAGUCAAAGAGUUUGAAAGGCCAAGAUGAAGUAAGCUCGGUGUUAAGUAAGUUUCGUGAUCUGAACAUAGAUGAGAGUUUGGAGCUUACAGCAGACGAGCAAAAGGACGAUAUGAUAGUGGCUCUACUUCAUCAGAUUAAGGACCUGGAGAAGCAAGUAAAAGACCGAAAGGAGUGGGCACAUCAGAAGGCGAUGCAAGCUGCUAGAAAGCUGACCAAUGAUUUGACAGAGCUUAAAAUGUUGAGGAUGGAGAAGGAGGAGAACCAACGGUUGAAGAAAGGGAAACAAACGCUCGAGGACUCGACAAUGAAGAGAUUGUCGGAGAUGGAGAAUGCCUUGAGGAAGGCCAGUGGUCAAGUUGACAGGGCAAACGCAGCUGUGAGGCGGCUUGAGACUGAGAAUGCAGAGAUAAGAGCCGAGAUGGAGGCCUCUAAGUUAAGUGCUUCUGAGUCUGUUACGACGUGUUUGGAAGCUGCAAAGAGGGAGAAGAAGUGUUUGAAGAGACUUCUGGCUUGGGAGAAGCAGAAAGCUAAGCUGCAGGAUGAGAUUGCUGACGAGAGAGAGAAGAUCAAGGAGUUGCAGAGGAGUCUGAGUUUAGUUGAACAGGCACAGAAAGAUGCUGAGAUGAAGUGGCGUCGGGAAGUGAAGGCGAAAGAGCAAGCUUUAUCCCAGGUGGAGGAGGAGAGACGCUCCAAGGAAGCUGCAGAGGCCAACAACAAAAGGAAGCUCGAGGCUCUCCGUCUCAAGAUCGAGAUCGACAUCCAGCGCCACAAGGACGACCUCCAACGACUCGAGCAGGAACUCUCGCGCCUGAAAUCAUCCUCCGUGGAACCCAACGACACUCUACCUUUAGGAAAGCCCCCUGCAGAGAAGAUCAGGACUCAGGGAGAACAACAAACCAUUGCCAAGCUGCUUCAUGAGCUGGAGAAGCUGGAGGAUUCUUCUCAAAAGGGAGGAAGCUCUGAUCGAAAAUGCAUGAUCUGCAUGAAAGACGAGGUAUCCGUGGUGUUCUUGCCAUGUGCUCACCAGGUUAUGUGUUCUGGGUGCAGUGAUAGCUACGGGAAGAAGGGUGGGAGGGCUACUUGUCCUUGCUGCCGCGUUACGAUUGAGCAAAGGAUUCGUGUGUUUGGAGCAAGUUCAUAGGGAUCAUUUAUUUAGUAUAUAUUGUCACCAUAAUAAUAAUAAUAGUAUUAUUAUUUAGUGGGGAGAAUAAGAGAAAACCGGAGGGUUAAUGACAGAAAUAUUGUUUUUUUUUUAAUUUACCACUAAUAUGGCCAGUUAAAAACUAUUGACAAAGAUAUUGUGUUUUAGAGAUAAGAAUCGGCGGGGACACCUGAGACUCAGGCGCUGCCGCUUUAGCUUGGUUUUUGGACCGUUUUAUUUAGUUGGCAGAGGCGGCGCUCAAGACUCAGGCGGUGGCGCCCGAGACUGAGGCGAGUAGGUGGGAAAUCAAUCCCAGGCGGUGGC